AUAAUAUGUUAUAUUUCAUGAUCCAUCACUCAUUCACAGGGCACCUGGACAGAUUUAACUUACUCUACAUCAAUAAGUUGGAAAGGGAGUUAUCAGCCAGCGCGGAGAGAAUGGCAGCAUUAGAAGCAAUAGUGCGUGGAGUGGCUGAUAGAGCCGCUGCUUGGGAUAACAUCCAGAACCAUAUGGCUGUGUGGACAGACCAGUCACGAACCAUGGAGCGGAAACUGGACCUUCUCAAUAGGUGCCACGAGAAACAGGCUUCAUGGGAGGAGCGCCUCAACGCAGUGGAUGCCCUAAAUCACAAGUUGACAGCUCUAGAUAAGAAGAUCAACGCCAUGACACAAUUGGAGUUUAAAGUGGAGCAAGUGUCGGAAAGGGUGGAAGAGGUGGACUCAACGGUGAAAUGGGUGAAGAAGAGAAUGGGCGCCACGGACCAUACCGUAAUGACAGAGUUUGCAGGACGUGGAGUGCUUUCCUCUCUCCUCAACAUCGAACACAAGCUUGGAAACCUCUCACGUCAUAUCCCUGACGAAGGAACCGAUGAAAGAAUGUUUCCGACUUACCAAAGAGUGAGGAUGUAUGGGUCGAGUGGGAGCCCAAGACCUGAAGUGGAGCCUGAGUCCGACUUAUCCUUCCCGCCACAAGACAAUACCUUCAUCAGAGCCGGGAAAAGCCGGCCAAGGGCAACAAAAAUAGAAAGAAGGCCCACUUAGUUGCCAGCUCCCCUCCAGGUCUGAUAGAAUUAUCCAAAAUGCAGGGACAAAUGCCUUGAAACCUCUCUCUUAAUGAAGUCAAGUCAUAGAAAAUUGGAAAUACAGAACUAGGCAGGAUGUUCAUGAGUUUUCCAGAGAAAGGUUUUAAUGAUUGAGAGCAUUGUUUAACUCUUGCAUUAAGGAAUUGGGUAAAACAAGGGUGAGAGGAUGAAGAAAGCCGUGUGCCGAAGGAGAAGCUGAGUCUCUUAAUUUAUGUAAGAAGGAAAUCAGCCAACGGCAACAGAACAUAAAAAAAGCCCACUUGAAUGCAAGUUCCCUGAAAGAUUAAUAAAGAAUUAGCCAAAAGACAGGAGCAAAUGUUUUGAAACCUCCCUCUUAAAAGAAGUCAAGUCGUAGAAAGGUGGAAAUAUAGAAGUUUACAGAAAAAGGAAUGAAUAAUUGAGAGUACUGGUUGACUAUUGUGUUAAAGAGUUGGACAGAUUAAGGAUGAGAAGAAGAAGAAAGCCUUGUUUAGCGAGGCCACAGGAGGAGGGGAGGCAUGCAGUUAGCAAGAUCAGUAGAGCAGUUAGCAUGAAAAUAACGA
Molecule: messenger RNA, 1296 nt
Organism: Portunus trituberculatus (swimming crab)
Lineage: Eukaryota; Metazoa; Arthropoda; Malacostraca; Decapoda; Portunidae
Exons: 5
Coding region: 6-713 (235 amino acids)
Source: RefSeq, a predicted model, not a curated record